Danio rerio (zebrafish) is the source of this 1542-nucleotide messenger RNA. It is a transcript of the gene psmd12, whose product is annotated as proteasome 26S subunit, non-ATPase 12. NCBI's taxonomy places the organism in Eukaryota, Metazoa, Chordata, Actinopteri, Cypriniformes, Danionidae. The record is from RefSeq and is marked provisional. Gene Ontology annotation, biological process: animal gross anatomical part developmental process.
AAAUAGAGACAAAGAAGUCUAGCAGCAAAUUCUUUUAGGAUCGUAGUUGUCACAUUCGCUGCGAAUUUUUCCUUUUACUAGCUGCAACAAUGUCUGAUGACAGAGCUGAACGAUCAGAUGGACGGAUAGUGAAGAUGGAGGUUGACUACAGUGCCACUGUAGACGAGCGCCUUCCCGAGUGUGAGAAAAUGGCCAAGGAUGGCAGACUACAGGAGGCAGUCGAGAGUUUGCUGUCACUAGAGAAGCAAACAAGAACUGCUUCGGAUAUGGUGUCUACCUCCAGGAUCUUGGUGGCAAUAGUUCAGUUAUGCUAUGAAGCCAAAGACUGGGAUGCUCUGAACGAAAACAUCAUGCUGCUAUCUAAGAGAAGAAGCCAGCUGAAGCAGGCUGUUGCAAAGAUGGUACAGGAAUGUUACAAGUAUGUUGAUGCGAUGACUGACUUGUCAAUCAAACUACGUCUCAUCGACACACUUCGCACAGUCACUGCUGGAAAGAUAUAUGUGGAGAUUGAACGUGCCAGACUGACUAAAACACUGGCCCAUAUCAAAGAGCAAAGUGGAGAUGUGAAAGAAGCCGCAGCCAUUCUGCAGGAGUUGCAGGUGGAGACAUACGGAUCAAUGGAGAAGAAAGAGAAGGCUGAGUUCAUUCUGGAGCAGAUGAGGCUGUGUAUUGCUGUCAAGGACUACAUACGCACACAGAUCAUUAGCAAAAAAAUCAACACGAAGUUCUUCCAGGAGGAAGGCACUGAGGAAUUGAAAUUGAAGUAUUAUAAUCUGAUGAUUCAAGUUGAUCUGCAUGAGGGCUCCUACCUGUCCAUAUGUAAACACUACAGAGCUAUAUAUGACACUCCUUGUAUUCUGGAAGACUCGUCCAAAUGGCAGCAGGCUCUGAAGAGUGUUGUGCUCUAUGUGAUUUUGGCGCCGUAUGACAAUGAACAGUCUGAUUUGGUUCAUAGAAUCAGCACUGACAAGAAACUGGAGGAAAUACCCAAAUACAGGGAUCUCCUUAAACAGUUCACCACCAUGGAGCUGAUGCGCUGGUCAUCUGUAGUGGAGGAUUAUGGCAAGGAACUGAGGGAGGGUUCCAUGGGAACUCCAGACACUGAUGUCUUCACCUGCACAGAAGAGGGGGAGAAGAGAUGGAAAGAUCUGAAAAAUAGAGUGGUAGAACAUAACAUCAGAAUAAUGGCAAAGUAUUACACAAGCAUCACCAUGGGGAGAAUGGCAGCACUGCUCGACCUCUCUGUUGAUGAAUCAGAGGAGUUCUUAUCAAACCUGGUUGUCAACAAGACCAUCUAUGCGAAAGUGGACCGCCUCGCUGGCAUCAUAAAUUUCCAGCGGCCGAAAGACCCUAACGAUCUUCUGAAUGACUGGUCUCAAAAAUUGAACUCUCUCAUGUCUCUGGUCAACAAAACCACUCAUCUCAUUGCCAAAGAAGAGAUGAUCCACAACCUCCAGUAGAGCCAGUUCUUGCUACACAUUUUGUCCUUUCUUCACCUGAUAUGUCUGAUUGAAUGAAUGUUAAAUAAACGUUUUCCAUCAA